This is a messenger RNA of Aspergillus versicolor CBS 583.65, 2860 nucleotides long. RefSeq lists its product as uncharacterized. NCBI's taxonomy places the organism in Eukaryota, Fungi, Ascomycota, Eurotiomycetes, Eurotiales, Aspergillaceae. The transcript has a single exon. The coding region runs from base 300 to 2771 and encodes 823 amino acids. The record is from RefSeq and is a predicted model, not a curated record.
GCACUACCAUGGCUAUCCAAACCACAGUGGAAUUAAUAGCCAUUGGGCUGAUUUCCGGUCAAUGAUGGCCUCGUGCAUGCAUAUGUGGUGGCUGGGUUGAUCUCUCUGCAGGAGCAAGAGAAAUGCUAACAAUCAGACCGAACCAGCUGUCUCGCUGCGUAAGGCAGUGCAGCACAAGGCUGGCGAGGCUGAAUCCCACCAAGCCGUACAUGGAAGCUUUUAAUUAAUUGUGCCUUUGCCCGGUCUCCCAAGAGCUGAAUUGUACUGCCUCACCUUUGCAUAUCCGAUACCGACUCGAGAUGGACUCGGCACUCAUACCUAGCCAGUCCGGACCAGUUUUCAGCCAACAGGGAACCGUGGAUUGGACUCAACUUGCCAAUUCUAGCGUCACUUUCUCACUAGGUGUACUAUCGAGAUUGUCCCAGGCUGGCAUUGAACCUUUCACGCUCGCCGUCGGACAAGCGAUAUUUUCACGCUUCCCACUACCGCCAGAAACACAACAGAAAAUCCAUGAAACGUUGGCCAAUCUCAAGCCAUUCUCAUCAUAUGACAACGUCCUAUGGUUUGGAUUCGGCAUCAAGCAUGUGGCAAGAUUGUUGGCUGAGUCUGAGCAAGGAAUUGCCUGCAUUGCACUGUGCGGCAGCCUUUCUGCUUCCUACGACAAAUUUUACUGUGCCCAGGUGCUACGUUCAAUGACCAAGAUCCAGUGCGCGCCUGGAAAUUUAAGUCCCUCGAUUUCGCAGUGGUCGAGCCUUGUUGAUGUUUGCUCUGGAACCCUAGUGUCUUCAGAGUUCCCAAAUAUAGUCGAAGGGUUUUGUCGGCUUUGGUACGAUUAUCAGAACGAACAUAUCUGGAAAAUACGGGCCGCAACACCCCCUCAUGCUUUGGGUAAGGCACUAUCAACCAUAGCAGCUGUUGCAAGUGGAGAACUCCAUAGUGCAACAUUUAUUGGUGGUGUAGAUUGUGCGUGGAUAGCGGCCAUUGCAGAGUGGGUGCUCUGUCUAACAGUGGAGGUUCAAGAUGCAAAAUCUGGCCAUUGUUUAUAUCAGAAAAUAAACAAUCCCGAGCAUGAAGUCCCGCAGGUCCUGAUAUUGCGGAAUCUCGAUGAACAGGGCUCUGUGAUGCGCCUCAAGGACAAAAUGUGCUUUCUUCCUAGCGGGACCGACAUAUUUAACGCGCAUUCUGGAAAUGGAGAGAGUGUUUUCGCAGCAGGUCGUUCAUCAUGGAACAAAAUUCUAUCUGAUACAUUCUCUGGUGACGCACUGCGGCGUUUAUUUUCUUCUAAAGCUGGAUCUGCCUUUGCAUAUUUGCUUCAUUCAGCCGCGGAGGAUAUAUACCAGCAGCAGGAUGGCAGGAAUGUCUUAGAGCUCCUUCCAGAGCUUGAAGAUGUCCUAUAUCGCCCUCAAAAGCCUGAUCAGACCAUUGAAACCGCUGAAAAGUCCAUUCGGUCAGCUUGUGGUUGCGAGGGAUGUAUUGGCAGAGCGCAUGUUUUCAGGAGACACCGUGGGGGGCUUUGUAUUUUCCACAUAAGUCUCACGAUCACCCACUAUGUUUGGAUACUUGGACAUGUGCAGUGCUAUGGAGACAUUUCGCCAUCUCCGUCUGGGCUCCAGCAACUUUACCUUUUGGUUAUAGACCUGGGAAUUAAAAGCACGGGGGCUAGUAUUAUUUCACAGAACUACAAAAACAAUGUCCUUGCAAACAUAUUGCGUGUCAUGACUGGGAUCCCGGCUGUGGAAUCAUCCAGUCUCGACGCAUCGGCAAUAUCCGAGUCUGGGAUGUCCAUCUGUUGUGCCACUCUUCUGGAGCCUAGUUUGCUACCAACAGGAAAGGCGCCAUUUUGUCUAAUCCCAGGGCAUAUCCAGAAGGAUGGCGCAUUGUUUAGGGAAGUGUAUGAUCUUGAUUCAAAAGGUAUGCGGCUUGGGGAAGAUACUGUCAUGAAGUUAACAUUCGACGAAAAAUUACGGAUAAUCACGAGUAUUCGGCAGAGCAAGUCUCGUCCUGAACUCCUAGUCAAGGAGACCAUCGAAGGCCGGAGAUUGCAGGCGAAUUACUCCUGGCAAUAUACACUCUUCAACGAUUAUAUGCCAAAAGAUCAUCACCGUGGUGCCCCAAAAUCGUCGAGGAUGUUAGUUACUGCUUUUGGAAGCGCAGACCUUCAACGGCGCAUUUUCGAAGACAUAUCACUCCCACGUUGCGACCGUAAGCAGUUAAAUGUCGUCGUACCCGGCGAUAAAAGCUAUUCGGGGACUUGCUGCAGAAUUAUGGAAGACAUCCAGAGGCAGAUGGACCUUUCUUCGACCUUUCUUCCGCGACCAGGAGAUUGGAUCCUCUUGGAUGUCGGCAAACGCAGACAACCCGGGGUAUAUGACGGGGAAGAGUUCCCAACAAAAGUCUAUCUGGGGUCUAUUAUAGAGCUCUACACGCUCCUCUGCAAUAGAGAACCGGGCAAGAAUUUGAAACUUGCGCGCACAUCGAACUGUUUAUUCUGUACGUGUGGGUGGGAGGCGCGUACAAUCAUGCUUGCUUCUGAUCGGAUGGCGACGGCUCCAACAGAACGUGUUUUCGCAGAUGAUAUCACAGUUAUCGAACCUGCAGAUCAGGAAGCCCAGACGGUGAACCAUGUAGACACUGGAGAUUGUAAUCAUCAAGGUGUCAAUGGUAUCGCAUCACCACCACCACAGUCUCCACGACCCAAAACAAGACCCGCAAAGAGGAAGAAUGCCAGAGAGACACGCGGGAGCAGGAAACGGAAAGGUGCUUCUAAGUGAAAAACAUGGUUUGAUAUAUAUGUCAUUACUAUAGAUUGACUGUUACUUAUUUCGGGCUAUCCUCCCUAAUAUAAUUCAAAAUCGAGCUC